This is a messenger RNA of Serendipita indica DSM 11827, 1086 nucleotides long. Lineage: Eukaryota; Fungi; Basidiomycota; Agaricomycetes; Sebacinales; Serendipitaceae. The record is from the annotation of a GenBank genome assembly.
AUGCUCCUCACAAUUCUCCACGUGUUGGCCGCAACCGGGGUGGCGUUUGCUGCUCAGCAGCAGCUGGUCAAGGUCACAAAUUUUGGGCCUAAUCCUACAGGCGUUGGAAUGUACGUAUACAAACCCAGUCGGCUUGCCAACCCUCCCCCUCUUCUCGUUGCUAUGCACUAUUGCGGUGGAUCUGGCCCAGGGUAUUUCUCUUACUCCAAGUACGCCGACAAAGCGGAUCAAUACGGCUUUAUCGUCAUCUAUCCAGAUGCCCCUCGUAGUCCACAGUGCUUUGAUGUCGCGAGUUCAGCAACGCUCACCCAUGAUGCUGGUGGUGACUCUCAAGGUAUUGCAUCCAUGGUCAAGUACGCCAUCAGCAACUAUGGCGUCGACGCAUCUCGUGUCUUUGCGAGCGGCACUUCUUCUGGUGGAAUGAUGACCAACGUCAUGAUUGGAUCCUACCCCGAGCUAUUCGCCGCCGCCUCGUCUUAUAGCGGUGUUCCAUUCGCCUGUUUCCCCACCAAGACCGAGACGGGUUGCGUCCAGGGUAACGUCGCGACUGUAGCCGCUUCGAAAUGGGGUGAUCUCGUGCGAGGUGCUGAGCCGGGUUACUCUGGACGGCGCCCAAAGAUGACUGUUUGGCACGGAACGACCGAUACGGUCGUGAACUAUGUCAAUUAUGACGAGCAAAUCAAGCAGUGGACAAAUGUCUUUGGUAUCAGUGCCACCGCGACGUCGACCUCUAACAAUAAUCCGCAAUCUAACUAUAUCAAGCGGGUGUAUGGAAACGGCGAGGUGAUUGGCUAUACGGCCACUGGCGUCGGGCACGUCGUGCCACUUCACGAGGACAUUGAACUAGCAUGGUAUGGAAUCACUGGACAGACGAACACUCAGACAAAUGGUCCAACAUCAUCUGGUCCAUCGUCCUCCACACCAGGAAGCACUUGGACGCCGCCACCCACGACCACGUCAUCGUCGCCCCGCGCUGGUCAGACGCUCUAUGGCCAGUGCGGAGGUCAAAAUUGGACUGGGCCUACCACUUGCUCGCAAGGGACGUGCAAGUACUCCAAUCCCUGGUACAGCCAGUGUUUGAACUAG